This is a messenger RNA of Setaria italica (foxtail millet), 1592 nucleotides long. RefSeq names its product putative squamosa promoter-binding-like protein 19. NCBI's taxonomy places the organism in Eukaryota, Viridiplantae, Streptophyta, Magnoliopsida, Poales, Poaceae. The record is from RefSeq and is a predicted model, not a curated record. Gene Ontology annotation, cellular component: nucleus. Gene Ontology annotation, molecular function: DNA binding. The coding region runs from base 229 to 1182 and encodes 317 amino acids. The transcript is spliced from 3 exons.
UCUGCUUCGCUCUGCGCUUAAAUUUCUGUAGGCGUCGCGCCAUGGUAAGUUCUUGCGCUCUUGCCGCGGGAGUGCAAGAAUCGGUGGCCUUCCUGGACAUCCGGCGGGGCUUAUUGCCUGGAUGCCAUUUCUUGGAUAGUUAUUUAGCUUCUUGCAGGAUUUUCGCCCGGAAUUGUUGCCGCCGUCGUGACGGUUUCUUGGUUGGGAACAGGUUUCUUUUCCGGGGGCAUGGACUGGGCGGCGGCUUCCGGGGCGCCAUCCUGGGGCGCGGCGGCGGCGUCGGACCCCGGCCCGACCAUGCUGUCCUUCGCGGGGCCGUCGUCCUCCGCCGCCGCCGCAGCCGCCGAGGCGCGGCUUCAGGAUUUCGCCGCGGGGCUGGCCCAGCGAGCCCGGCCGGUGGGGGCGGCCGGAGGUGGGAGGAGGUCCCGCUCGGCGGGCGGUGGCGGCGGCGCGGAGGCCUGCUCCGUCGACGGGUGCCGGUCCGACCUCAGCCGGUGCCGGGAGUACCACCGGCGGCACAGAGUCUGCGAGGCGCACUCCAAGACGCCGGUGGUGGUCGUCGGCGGCCAGGAGCAGCGCUUCUGCCAGCAAUGCAGCCGGUUUCACAUGCUGUCUGAGUUUGACGAGGGGAAAAAAAGUUGCCGGAAGCGUUUGGAUGGCCAUAAUAGGCGUCGAAGAAAGCCACAGCAUGAUCUGACAAAUCUUGGGGGUUUCAUUCCGUACCAUCAAGUUAAUCAAUUUGAAAUUUAUCCACAAACAACUCCAACAGUCCGCGAGAAUUCUGACACUAUGCACUUGGUCCAUCGUCAGCCACCCUUCUCCAUAUCAUUCUCAAGAACACCAAAGCAGCUCCCUUUCCCACAGGACGGUGGUGGCAUGCUCAGUGCAUCCCACCACGGUCAUUUUUUGGUUGAGGAUAGCAACCACACUGGAAGCAGCGCAUGCAACAACACGCUGGGCCCCAAGUGUGCUCUCUCUCCUCUGUCAUCAUCGCUGCAUCAUCCCUCCCCUGCUGGCCAAGCACAGGUUGCCUCUGCACUCUCUCGCAUUGCUUCCGCGUCACAGCAGGUUGCAACAGCAGCUGUCACUGCUGCGUUUGCAUCUGGUGGCAGCCACCAUGUGUUUGUUCCUGAUGCUGUGUUGGAGGAUCCUUCACAGGCACUGCCAUUUCCUUGGCAGUAGUAGACAAAAUGUGUUGUGUUUUGUGUUGCUGCCGAGUUCUCAAUUUCUUGCAAUGGUGUUGACUGGGAUGUGUUGUGUUUUGUGUUGCUGCCGAGUUCUCAAUUUCUUGCAAUGGUGUUAACUGGGACUUGGGGGGGUGUUUGUGCACCUGGAGAUUCAGUUGUAGUCAGGAGAUGUAUACAAGUGAUCCUGCAGGAGAUGGAGGUGGUGGCUGUUGUGCAGAUUGUUUAGUUGAUUGAUUUAAAUGUGUCCUGUUAAUAAUUCUGUGCAUUUUUGUGAUAUUUAUUUUUGCAAAAAUAUAUGCAUGUAUGCGCUACUGGAAUUCUGGAAUGCCUUCAGGGACACAAAAGAUCUGAUGGGCAGAUGGCUCAGUUUUACAUGGGUCCGCUUUGCCUAGUUCAAUACUUCAA